Messenger RNA from Saprolegnia parasitica CBS 223.65, 799 nucleotides. RefSeq lists its product as hypothetical. The annotation marks the transcript as partial. The record is from RefSeq and is a predicted model, not a curated record. The transcript has 3 exons. NCBI's taxonomy places the organism in Eukaryota, Oomycota, Saprolegniomycetes, Saprolegniales, Saprolegniaceae.
AUGCCAUCGACCGACGCAUGGGUCAAGGCCGCCUUCGUGGCGCUUGCUGUCUUCACGCUCGUACACCUCGCGCUGGUGGCGGGCAGCUUUGGCAGGUCCUCCUCACCCAGUGUGCGCGUACCGGUACAAGCCAACUACGAGCCCAACUGGGUUGACAUCGCAGCCAUUGACGCGCUCCACGCGGCGCACGACGACGAGCUCUUGCACUUGAUCGCGUUGAACGUCUUUUGCCGCAAGGAAGACAACGUGCUCAUCCCGUGGACCGCCCGCAACUCGAGCGACAUGCUGCACCGCGACAGUCCGCACGCAGCGAUUCUGGCCGAAUUGCGCAAGUGCCCUGCCGUCGACAUUUACCUCAACACGGGCGUCCGAGACCACGGGUACUGCGAAGACGCGAUGGCGUACACGCUGCAUCUGCAGUCGCGCGCAAUUCCCAAAUGGGUUCUCGAGACGACGUUCACGGAUGAGGACGGCAGUGCCACCACGUACUUUGAGCUGUGUCCGCGCUCGGCCAUCCUCUUUAUGAACCACUACUGGGAAGAGGUCCACGAAAUGCCACGCUUUCCGUCCACGAAAAAGAUCGUGCUCAUGCCCAACUCGCGCGAUGAGUACAACCGCAUCUGGGCGUGGUACAACCAAGACUUUAACAACCCACGCGGUGCCAAGGUGCUCUACACUCAGCACACGACAAGCGACGCGACCGUCUUGGUGCGCAACGCGAGCCAGCACGGCCAGCUCAAUGGCACCCUCGCCCCCAAAAACUUUAGUCAACUCAGCGUCGUGCACGCCAACGGCAAGA